GAAUUAGCCGAAAGUGAAAAUUUCACCAUCACCCAUUUUCGUGAAAUAUCGGAUUACGUGCCAAUCGACAACACUCUAAUCAAAAUGCAGAAAAUCAUCGAUGAAACCUACACAACGACACGCAUCUAUGUUUUUAUCGGUGAACACAUUGCCAUGGUGGAUUUUGUGCGCUGUAUGCAGAAUCGUAAACUUCUGGAGGAUGGCGACUACAUCAUUAUUUCUGUCGACGAUGAAAUCUAUGAUUCGAAACGACGUGUCAACAUCAUGGAGCGAAGUAAUGAAAAAUGUACAAAAAUCAAGGAGUAUUCACGCAAACAUCCAUUUUUAGUACCCUACCAUGAACGUGUCUUUGACAAUAUUUCGGUACCCAUUUAUGCUCUGCAUUUAUACGACAGCGUCCAGAUUUAUGCCAGAGCUUUAACAGAAGUCCUUCAGAUGGGUGGCGAUAUUUACGAUGGACGCCUGGUGAUGAGCCGCAUCUUUAAUCGUUCGUAUCAUUCCAUACAAGGAUUUGAUGUACACAUUGACAUAAACGGUGAUGCCGAGGGGAAUUAUUCGGUAAUCUCUUUGCAGAGUGAUUCGAAUAGCCUGUUGAACAAGGCUAACUCCUUGGCGAAAAUGUCCAUGCAACCAGUUGGUUAUUUCGUUUUCAAUAAACAAUCAAUCAUUCCGGAAUUUCGUUACGUCAAACCCGAUCGACCCAUACAAUGGCUGAAAGGACGACCACCACUAUGUGAACCUCUGUGUGGUUUCCAUGGCGAACUGUGCCCUAAACGACGACUCGAUUGGCGUUACAUGACAUCGGGUUCAUUUUUCGGACUAUUUGUUGUCAUUGCUGCCGUAUUCCUAAUUAAGCACUAUCGCUACGAACAAACGUUAGCGGGACUACUGUGGAAAAUUGACAUGAAAGAUGUAACAAUUAUUAACAUGGAAAAUGCCAACGAUUACAAUAGUACCCUGAAGAAUAAAAAUAUUUAUCAAAUAUGUCGACAAAGUAUAUUAACUGGAGGUGAUACAAAUAAAAAGGCCUUCACAAAUAUAGGUUUAUACCGUGGCAACAUAGUUGCCAUGAAAAGAGUAUAUAAGAAAACUGUAGAUAUAACACGUUCCAUUCGUAAGGAAUUAAAACAAAUGCGAGAGCUUCGUCAUGAGAAUAUCAUCAAUUUUAUUGGUGUCUCAAUUGAUCAUGGAAAUGUCAUCAUAUUCACUACGUAUUGUGCCCGGGGUAGUCUCGAGGAUGUUCUGGCCAAUGACGAUUUACAUUUGGAUCACAUGUUCAUUUCGUCAUUGGUCAGUGAUAUACUUAAGGGUAUGAUUGCCCUACAUGAUUCGGAAAUUGUAUCACAUGGUAAUUUGAGAUCGAGUAAUUGCCUAAUCGAUUCCCGUUGGGUUUGUCAGAUCUCAGAUUUUGGUCUGCACGAAUUUAAAUACGGACAAGAGGAACCGCACAAAAGAGAUUUGGAAUUAAAACGUGCCUUGUGGAAAGCUCCUGAACUGUUAAGAGAUCCAUCGCCACCAGCUCGUGGCACCCAAAAGGGCGAUGUCUACGCAUUUGGUAUUGUUUUAUAUGAGAUUAUUGGUCGCAAGGGCCCUUGGGGCACAACAUCCUACUCAAAUGAGGAAAUUGUCGCAUAUGUCAAACAGCCCGAACUUUUACAUCAUGGAAUAUUCCGUCCAUCACUGUCACAACUCGAUAUACCUGAAUAUGUGCGACAAUGUUUACGUUCAUGUUGGGAGGAGGAUCCCGAAAUGCGACCCGAUAUUCGUUUAGUGCGCAUGAAAUUAAAGGAACUGCAGGCGGGACUAAAGCCAAAUAUUUUCGAUAAUAUGCUGUCAAUUAUGGAAAAAUAUGCAUACAAUUUGGAAGGAUUGGUACAGGAGCGCACCACCCAACUCUAUGAGGAGAAGAAAAAAACCGAUAUGCUGCUAAAUCAAAUGUUGCCAAGAUCUGUUGCCGAAUCCUUGAAACGUGGCGAACCCGUCGAGGCGGAAUGUUUUGAUUGUGUGACAAUACUAUUCAGUGACAUUGUCGGCUUCACUGAGCUCUGUAGUACCAGUACACCUUUCGAGGUGGUGGAAAUGUUGAAUGAUUUAUACACGUGUUGCGAUUCUAUUAUAUCCAACUAUGAUGUUUAUAAGGUGGAAACAAUUGGUGAUGCUUAUAUGGUCGUAUCCGGCCUUCCGCUGAGAAAUGGUAAACGUCAUGUGGGCGAAAUUGCGUCGUUAGCUUUGCACCUUUUGCAAAGUGUGGCAAAUUUGAAAAUUCCACAUAAACCCAAUGACACAUUACAACUGCGAAUUGGAGUGCAUUCGGGACCAUGUGCAGCUGGUGUUGUCGGUUUAAAGAUGCCACGUUAUUGCCUUUUUGGUGAUACAGUCAAUACAGCAUCACGUAUGGAAAGUUCCGGCGAGGCAAUGAAAAUUCACAUAUCCGAGGAAACGUAUCGUUUAUUGGAGAAUGUCGGUGGCUAUCAUUGUAUUGAGCGAGGACUUAUUAAUAUCAAGGGUAAGGGAGAUAUGCGCACCUAUUGGCUGCUCAACAAAUUGGAAGAUCAUCAUUCGCAAGUUCCUGCCUUAACGUGCAACGAUGCCACACCGGAUCUCAUCAGUAAUGUUGAUCCCGAUAGUAGUACAACAAAUAGUACAAAUACCCUACAUCCGAUGUUGUUGAAUUCCCACUAUAUGAAACAUCUGCCCUAUGGGUUGUCGUCCAUGAACCAACAACAACAGCAACAACUACCGCAACAACGACUGCGUUAUGUAAAAAAUUCCUAUUGUAAUUGUGCCACCAAAUGCAUCUAUAAUCGUCGUUCCGACGACAAUGUCAAUAUCAAUGCUGCUGAAUUACCGACCAUUGCCCGCAAAAACCACGAGAAUGUCUGCAACAAUACACACUUGUGUGUGUGUCGCCUUAAUAGCAGUAUUCUGCAUACGACCAAUAGCCAACGGGGGCCACGCUCCGCACCCGUUAUAACCUUUCGUUUGUGA
This is a messenger RNA of Musca vetustissima, 2988 nucleotides long. Its product is annotated as guanylate cyclase 32E-like. The record is from RefSeq and is a predicted model, not a curated record. Gene Ontology annotation, biological process: receptor guanylyl cyclase signaling pathway; protein phosphorylation; cGMP biosynthetic process. Gene Ontology annotation, molecular function: protein kinase activity; guanylate cyclase activity; peptide receptor activity. The annotation marks the transcript as partial. Lineage: Eukaryota; Metazoa; Arthropoda; Insecta; Diptera; Muscidae. The transcript has 17 exons.